GCUUAGACAGCCACUCUUCGCGAGUAGCCGCCAUGACCCUGUCUGCCAGCAGAGCGCUGUCCAGGCGUAUAGCAAGAUCCAGGCUCGCAAUCGGCCAUUCCUUCAGCGGCCUCAGCGAGCCCGGUGAGGCCUCACGGCCCCGGCUGAUCAUGACCCCGCGAAUUAGCGAGAAGCGAGGUGGCGACGCGCGGGUGUCCAAGCAGAUGCCUUGGAUCUUCCGGAAUGAGGCGGCAAACGUGGAGGAGCUACGUGGGUUGGGCACGGCAGCGCUCGUAAACGUGGAGAGCAGCGAGGGCCGAGAACUAGGCAUCGCAAUGUGCAACCUGACCAAGGGCGGCAGCACCGGCGUGAACGUCCUCGCGCGCAUGCUGAGCGACAACGUAGACACAAGUAUUGACCUCGACUUCUUUCGUGCCAGAGUACUUCGGGCUUUGGAGCACCGGACCCGAUGCUGGCCGGACAGCAAGCACUAUCGGCUCAUCAACGGAGAGGGUGACCUCCUGCCCGGCGUGCUGUGCGACCGCUACGGGGAUGUGCUUUGUCUUCAAUUCACCGCGCUGGCCGCAGAAGUUCUGCUACAGGAGGACAUAUUGAAUGCCCUGGAGGCAGUGCUUGCGCCCAAAGCAGUGGUCCUCCGCUACGAUGCUCGCACGGAUCGACUUCUGGAGAAGGCCAGCAUCAAGCAGCCGGAGCUGGUCCGCGGCAGCUCUCCAGGACUCCUGGAGUGCCCCACCCCCGGGUUUCUGUUCGUGGCUGACCCUUUCGCAGAGGGCUGGAGCUCGGGGGCCUUCUUCGCUGAGCGUCGCCUCAGAGAGCUGCUGGCAGGUGCGCUAGAAGAACUGACUGCGCCCAACAAGAGUGCGGUCCCCAGCGCUCGGCGAACGCCAGGCAAGCCGAAGCUGAGCGAGCCUGUGCUGGUCCAGCCAAAGGUGCUGAGUCUCUUCGGCGAAAGCUCCGGGAUCUCCGCUGCCGCGAAAGGCGCCAAAGUCACAUGCGCCGUGGCCAGCGGCUCGGCCAAAGAAGCUGAGCAGGCUUUGCGGCUAUUGGCGGAGAGGAACCAGUGCCAAGACCACGUAACGUACUGCAGCCUCGGCGAGGAGCCCAGGUUGGAGGAGCUGGGGGAUCAGUGCAAAGCAUUCUUCGACGUGGUGUCCCUGGAGCCUCCUGCAUUGGCACCCACCUAUGGCCGUCUUGAGGAGGGUGCUCGCCUGUACACGGCCUGGUGCGGCUUGGCCGCCGCAGCCUGCAAACCCGGAGGACUGCUGCUGGUGGCCUGCAGGAGUCGAACCAUGUCACCCGUGAGGCUGAUGCGGUGCAUCAACAUGGGCAUCUGGUCAGCAGGGCGACAAGCGCGCUUGGUGCACCGCUCGGCUCAUGCUGGGCUGGACAGCCCCAUUCACUUCGCCUUGCAAGACACCAACCAGUUCCAGCUGGUGGCCCUGCGGCUCUCGGAAGGUUAUGCGGCAAGCUGAGAAAAGUACUGCGGCCCUGAGCCAAAGCGCCUGAGCAAUAUGAUGAUGCACGCUUUCCGCAGCCAUGCCAC
Molecule: messenger RNA, 1543 nt
Organism: Effrenium voratum
Lineage: Eukaryota; Dinophyceae; Suessiales; Symbiodiniaceae
Source: the annotation of a GenBank genome assembly